UUAAAUUUCCCGCUUGUUUGCCCUAUCUCAAAUCCAGAUCUGCGAUCUCGAAUUCUCGACCUCGACAGCGAUGGCGCGAAAAGGCAGGAAGCGACGAGGGCGUUCUUCCACACCAGCCGUUCCGAAGACGCAGAUUUGUACUAUUGUUGAUGAGUUGGGGAACAUGGGUUUGGUCUUACUGCUGUUUGAGACACCCUCUGGCUUUGCCAUAUUCAACAUUGAUGGUGUCCAAUUGUUUCUACCAAAAGCAGAGGAGAACAUCUGGGCAAACUAUGUCAAAGAUUAUAUGACAUACCGCGUUAUCUGGCUGAAGGAAUUCAAGACUUUCAAGGACAAGUCCAAUGCAUUUAACCACACUGGUAUUAACAGUGAGCUUGCCCAGAUGAUCAAGAAAUGGCAUCUCCCAGGUCAAAAAUUAGCUGUUGGAAAGCAGGAGCAUAAAUCAGUCAUUGAACAGAAGUUGAAAAUAUCCUGCCUUUUUAAUGAUGCUGUGAUGGAGGUGAUGUGGGGCAUAAAACAUCUCAUGAAGAGUCUAGUGCCUCAGGAAGAAUCUGAGCUGCCUAUGGAAGAGCGCCUUCAGAUGAGUUAUGGAUUGAAGACUGUGCUGAAUCGUCAUGGUUUCAAUGUUAAACCAGAGAUGGUUAAUGAGCGUAUUAUUGAUACAGCAUGUGUCCUGUAUGACUGUGAUUUAUGUGAGACGAAGCAUUCUGAAUUCUUUCUUAGUGCUGGUGAGUGCAUUAUGGAGGUAUCAGGUAUUGCGUGUCAGGGUUGGAGCUUAAUGAAAAUUGCAACAGCUCUCAAGGUUUUAUAUGAUCCUGAAACUGACAUUGUAUAUGAUGAUCCUGAAUCGAUGUUAUCGAAGGACGAGCUACUUAGGUUGAAAGCUGACGCACGUCUGUAUGAUGGUAAGCUACUGAAGCGUACCGGCGCGGCAGUCUACAAUGAAAUUGUGUGGGCCCGUGAAGUCAAGGAUGAUGCAAUAAGACUAUUGAACAUUUUGGUCCAUGAAGAUGGAGAUGCGGCCACGCCUGAGAAUUCAGUGCCACCGGGGAGAGGAGAUCACGCACUGACCCUUCCGUCCUUGAAGGUUGAGAAAACAAGAAGGUCGACAUGUGGGAAUGCCUGAGAAUCCACCUAUGCCACUGGGGAGAGCAGGAUCUAUCUCCGAGCCUGCUGUCCAGGAAGUUAAGCAGGAAAUGGUAUGAGCGCCACAUUUGAUGCAGUAGUGCUUACUGCUUAGACAGAUGCGUUUGUUCUGUUCAUGCGUCUUGGACAUGACUUGAAGUCAAUCUUAUGAUGUGAUUUUCACUGCUUAUGCUCCUUUCUGUCUACUGCGAAUAUGUAGUUGAUUAAGAUAUUUGCAUAUGGUUUUGCCUUAGCCCCGGCUAGCAUGCCAUGAGUAA
Panicum virgatum (switchgrass) is the source of this 1403-nucleotide messenger RNA. Its product is annotated as nucleolar protein 58-like. The record is from RefSeq and is a predicted model, not a curated record. Gene Ontology annotation, molecular function: snoRNA binding. Bases 71 to 1126 code for a protein of 351 amino acids. The transcript is spliced from 7 exons. Gene Ontology annotation, cellular component: box C/D methylation guide snoRNP complex; small-subunit processome. NCBI's taxonomy places the organism in Eukaryota, Viridiplantae, Streptophyta, Magnoliopsida, Poales, Poaceae.